AAUUUGACCAGAGCAGUGUAUUUAUGGCAAGACCAAGGCAAAACUUGAUUCCUCAUUCUCUGCUUUAUCAUAACGACUGAAAAGGUUCACAGGUAUAUUCAUAUUUAAGGGAGUGUGUAACUGUUCUAAUUCCUUAUACGUUGCAUGCAUCAUCAGGAAUUUCAUAUGCAGCAGAUAGGCAUACAGCCAGAUUUCUGCAACAGCCAAGGCAUUUCUGAGUGGCAACACCACUCUGAUCUGGUGGAGCCAUGUCCAUCUGGACACUGGGGAGCCCCAGGCCAGCAGGGUUUCUGCUAAGUGGACCUUUCCAAAUCCUCUCUGGGACAAAACCAGGUUGGGCAUCUUCAAGAAAAGAUGCUCUUGUAAAGUUGUUGUAGCUGCUUAAAUAAGCCCCAAAUAGAAUCUAGUCAGUCUCUCUGUGCUUUUCUUUAAAUUUCCCUUCAUAGAAAGCUAAAACUUAAAGAGAUUUCAGAGAAGCUAGUCUGACCCCAUCUCCCAGUGUCAUUGAGAAAACUGAAGCCCGGAGGGGCUGGGUCACUUGCCUGAGGUUUUGCAGCACAUUCUCCUAAUGUGGCCUAGAACUCCUCACCAGGCCUCCUCCUAUCGCAGGUGGAAACUAAAGAGGAAAAGAUGAAGCCGAACUCAGAGGGAAGCAACAUAAUUAAACUGGUUUAUCGUUUGGCAACAGAGAUCAGAGGAGUGAGUGGAAAGAAACUGAAAAUCGGUUAAACACUCGCAGUUUGAAAGAGGCAUGUGAUUCCUGCUUUUCCUAAGCAGCUGAAAUGUGUUUAUAGAUCCUUCCUGGAGCUCUCUCAUUGCUAUUGUCCUAUAAGGGGAAUUCCUGGAGACUGAGCUGGGUGGUAUUUGAGUAUUCUUCUCAAUGGAAAGCAAUGAGCCUGUGUGCUACACUGCUUAGGCCACACAAUCCCCCAAGCCUGGGCUGCCAGACGUGGUCAUCAUUGUUCCAUGCAGAUCAUACCCAUCCUGUGCAGAAGGUCACUGUAGGAACACAUGGCACAGGGAAGAACACGCCCAUAAAAAUUCACAUGGUGCUUGUCUAAACCGAAGGCAGGUGAGAUCCAUCCACUGUCAUGGGCAGCUGCUAGCAUGCUCCCAUGUGUUUACAAUAAUUUCUCCACCAAAAGAGGCUGCUUUAAAAACAAACUGCUAAAACCUGUGACCCAGCGCCACAUUGAGACAGAAAGCAUGGGACUGUGACCGUUUUAAGAAUUACUAAAGUAUGAGGCUUGACCAGAUCAUUUUUCUAAGGAUCCAGAGCCCUUUAGAGAGAAUUCAAGAGAAUUUCUGGUGACUUCUACCACCUCUGAAGAAUUAAAAAAACUCACGUGUGCUGCUUUCCCGGCCUCUGUGGUAGUUAAUUCUGCUUGGCAGUUUUUGUUGUCAAAUAGUUUUUUAAAAAUCUGGAGCUAUCUCAGAUAUAAAUACCUUAUGAUGCCAAAGGACUGUCUUUCACCCAUAAAAACUGAAGCCAUGUGCCAGAAGCCCUCGUGGCUCAAGGGCUCUGUCCUUGGACACGGAUGAGGGCAGCUGGGCGGUGGGACCGAGGCUCUGCCUGAAUGCUCAGCUUCUGCAGGCUAGGGUGGAGAGUGUGCUCCCGCCUACUGGCUCGGCCAGCACAGGAGCACGUAUCCUGCAGGUUUGGGUUGCACACAGGCUUUCCCCUGCGGAGUCAGUUCCCCAGAUCUCUUCAUCACUUCCCCAGAUCUCUGGGAUCUUCAGCUGAGAUUGGGCCCCAGCACCUGGACUCAAGGCAGUAGCAGAAUCCCAUGGUAGCCAGGUGGGUGAAGGGGAGCGCGGACGUUCUACCUGCCUUGAAGAAGACACCUGACCUGCGGAGUGAGUGACCAGUAUUUCCAGAGCCUGGCAAUGGAUGCCAUUCACAUCAGCAUGUCCAGCACCCCCCUGGUGAAGCACACUGCUGGGGCUGGGCUCAAGGCCAACAGACCCCGCGUCAUGUCCAAGAGUGGGCACAGCAACGUGAGAAUUGACAAAGUGGAUGGCAUAUACCUACUCUACCUGCAAGACCUGUGGACCACAGUUAUCGACAUGAAGUGGAGAUACAAACUCACCCUGUUCGCCGCCACUUUUGUGAUGACCUGGUUCCUUUUUGGAGUCAUCUACUACGCCAUCGCGUUUAUUCACGGGGACUUAGAACCUGGUGAGCCUAUUUCAAAUCAUACCCCCUGCAUCAUGAAAGUGGACUCUCUCACUGGGGCAUUUCUGUUUUCCCUGGAAUCCCAGACAACCAUUGGCUAUGGAGUCCGUUCCAUCACAGAGGAAUGUCCUCAUGCCAUCUUCCUGUUGGUUGCUCAGUUGGUCAUCACAACCUUGAUUGAGAUCUUCAUCACCGGAACCUUCCUGGCCAAAAUUGCAAGACCCAAAAAGCGGGCUGAGACCAUCAAGUUCAGUCACUGUGCAGUCAUCACCAAGCAGAAUGGGAAGCUGUGCUUGGUGAUUCAGGUAGCCAACAUGAGGAAGAGCCUCUUGAUUCAGUGCCAGCUCUCUGGCAAGCUCCUGCAGACCCACGUCACCAAGGAGGGGGAGCGGAUUCUGCUCAACCAAGCCACUGUCAAAUUCCACGUGGACUCCUCCUCUGAGAGCCCCUUCCUCAUUCUGCCCAUGACCUUCUACCAUGUGCUGGAUGAGACGAGCCCCCUGAGAGACCUCACACCCCAAAACCUAAAGGAGAAGGAAUUUGAGCUUGUGGUCCUCCUCAAUGCCACUGUGGAAUCCACCAGCGCUGUCUGCCAGAGCCGAACAUCUUAUAUUCCAGAGGAAAUCUACUGGGGUUUUGAGUUUGUGCCUGUGGUAUCUCUCUCCAAAAAUGGAAAAUAUGUGGCUGAUUUCAGUCAGUUUGAACAGAUUCGGAAGAGCCCAGAUUGCACCUUUUACUGUGCAGAUUCUGAGAAACAGAAACUUGAGGAGAAGUACAGGCAGGAGGAUCAGAGGGAAAGAGAACUGAGGACACUUUUAUUACAACAGAGCAAUGUCUGAUCAUAGGAGUGCCAUCCAGGUUUAACCCUGCAAGCUGUUUCCACAUCAGAACUCCCAUCAAACACAAAGAUUGCUGUGAAAACGAAAAUGUGUAGAUGCACUCUCAAAAACUGCAUGGACAUACAAAACCAAUCUUUCCCUUUGAUCUUGUGGCUAAACCAGCAUUUCUGUGUUUGAGAGAUUUCCUUUUAAGUGCUUCGAAUGAAAGUGAACUCUCAUAAUUCAAAUUGUAUAAAAUAAAUCUACAUUUCUAAGAGCUUGGUGUAGGGCAAUUGGAAUAGUGUCCUGUUAGAUAAACAGACAUUUAGCAAUGCUGACAUUAAAAGGAAAUGUAUUUCUAUACAAGAUUAUUAGCUCUAAUAUAAGAUAUUUAUUUAACCAAUAACCUUAUGGCCGAGAGUUGAAUUGUGGUUCAGUAUUCAUUGAUCUACUGCUUUAAAACAUGCUGUUUUUGUUCAAGCAGGAAAAAUAUUAUAUCUAAUGAUGUCUAUUUGGUAAUACCUAAAAAGAGGUAGAGCGACUCUCUAUUCACAAAAUAUAGUAAUUUCAUUUUUACCUUUCUUCAGUGGACUGAAUUGUAUGGAAGGAAAUCGAUCAGAUCUGUCAUUCACAACUGUGGAAACCUACACAAAUGGGGCUGAUGCCAUUGUUUCCUCUAUUUUUUUAUUUUAUUUUUAUGUUUUGGAAUUUACUAUCCUCUUUCCAUUCAAAAUGUUUCCAUUCAAAAUGUGGUUCACAGACCCACUGCAUCAGCACCAUCUGAGCGUUUAUUCGUAACGUGUAGAUUCUCAGGCCCCAGCCAGACUUACAGAAUUGGGAUGUCUGUAUCUUAACAAGAACCCCAGAUGAUUUGUAUACAGAUAAAAGUUUGAAAGUUCUGCUCUGGACAAUGUUUUCAAAGCAACUUUCCGAAGCCAUGUGGAAAACUGACUCGGUGGGUCCCGUAUCCCCGUGGCAUCCAGACCUGGCCCCUCUCCAUUUCAUUAUUAUUGGCCAAUAUUUCUUUGAGCCAUUUCAUUUCUUGUCUAUUAAAAUGCCUUGCCCAUAAAGGAACUGCAUAGAAUUAUCCCCUGACAUUCCAAGAGCAAAAUAAAGCUCUUGAGAGUAAUUGCUGUCUCAGUCAUGCUUGCUGAUUACAGUUAGCACAAAAGAAAAAUUCAGCUGCCUGACAAUACAGGAAAUGUUCUCAGAUGCUGAAGUUUGUAAGGUCCGGUGGGGCCAUGAGGAAGAAGAGGAGCUGAAGGUAAGGAACUCAUAAACAAGAUGACUCUUUGACGCAUGAACAAGAUUUGAAAAUCUCAAACCUGUAAAGAAUACCCCCGCUAUUUAAAUAAAGCUCAUACCAAGAGGUAACAUUUUGCCCCGGGCAAAAUUCAGGGGUCGAGUGCCCUGCAUUCCUUUGAGGCAAAAAAUAACUGGUCUAUGACUGGUUAAAUGUCCAAAAGGUGAAUUCUCAUUUCAUUCAAACAAAGACAGAUUUGCACGUUCACUCAAGCAGAAUGUGGCCAUGAAUAUUCAGUCCCUGCAUACGUACAAAGAUGUACACAUGAUUCCCGCCACCACACACACAUACACUCACACACACGCACGCACACACACACAGGCCCUGGCUCUUCAAGCAUAAUCAUGGUAGUCAUCAGUGAAAGACAUUUGCGAUUAAGAUAGCAAGUCCUUGACAAAUAUAUUCAUGUCUAUUUGGUUCUAUAAAAAUAUGAACAUUGGGACUCAGAGAAAAUGGGGAAAAUAAAGUGGAUUCAGAUAAUCAGUGAAAUGAUGGUAUAGAUUACAGUAGAUCUGCUAUAUAUUGAUGUUACUGCAUUUGCAAAUGUCCUCCCAUUAAACAGAAAAUGUGGCUAAAA
Messenger RNA from Macaca mulatta (Rhesus monkey), 4874 nucleotides. It is a transcript of the gene KCNJ15, whose product is annotated as potassium inwardly rectifying channel subfamily J member 15. Gene Ontology annotation, cellular component: plasma membrane. The record is from RefSeq and is a predicted model, not a curated record. Lineage: Eukaryota; Metazoa; Chordata; Mammalia; Primates; Cercopithecidae. Gene Ontology annotation, biological process: potassium ion import across plasma membrane; regulation of monoatomic ion transmembrane transport. Gene Ontology annotation, molecular function: inward rectifier potassium channel activity.